UGGCAACAUUGUUCUUGUGCCUAGAACAAAUUAAUUCAAUUACCUUCCCCGUAGAGAUAGGACGACUGUGGACUGUGACUAACUAAUUUGGAUAAACAAGGCUUGUGUGAAUAUUUCGAAUAACUUCGAUUAUUCGCCAAUAUGGAUCAGGAACAACUGAAAACUUUGCUCGACAAAAACACUGAGCACUUCCCAAGAGUUUUGAGGAAAUUUAAUGAAGAGAAUGCAGAUCUAUUUCAAUUUGAGAAAUUCCACAAGAAUGACUUGUGGUUUAGUUUGUGGAAGGCUGUUUUUGGAAUAUUAAACGAUGAUGGUCUGGAGAAGUACCACACCGUGUGUUUGAACACUAUCAGAAUAUUGUCUCGCGACGAAAGUAGUCUGUUGAAAAAUAACAUAGUUCCUGAUAUAAGCUGUCUCCUAAAAUUGGCCCAUUUGGUGGCUUCUGGUGGCGCAAAUAUGGCAGCCACCACACCGGACGCCAUUGAUCAAAGCUACAAUACAGAUGUAGUUGUGGAAGCACUGAAAUGCCUUUGCAAUUUGGUAUUUCAAAAUGUCGAAGUGCGAAGGGAGUGCAUUCGUCAAAAUGUGGCCGAUGUUAUUUUCCAGCGUUUGUCAUCAUCAACGCAGACGGAAUCAUCGAUAGAACUCUUUGACAUGAAGUUGUUGUUUCUUGUAACAGCUUUAGAUACAACGGUCCGUAGUCGAGUUUUGAUAGAGCUAAACGGUCUCACUUAUCUAACGGAACUGUUAGAUGAGAAAUUUCGGGUCACUUCGGAAUUCAGUGCCCAGCAGUUCGACGUUGCCAUUGAACUGCUCAAAGUUAUGUUCAACAUAACGUCGAGCAGCGACAAGAGUCCCAGUGAAAAUGAGAUUCAAAGUCUACACCUGACCAGUGUGAUUCGUGAAAUACUUAUCCGCUUUAGCGAUAUGAAAACGGAUCGUGAGCGUUCCGUAAUUGCGCAUUCCAUAGAUCUACUGACGAAUAUAUCCAGCAGCUGCCUUAGUGAAUUAAUUGUGAAAUGUGAUAGCACAGCCAAGUCAUCCGAAAAACGUCCCAUAUUCGAGUGCCGUAAUGUAAGUGCCCUGAGUACUGUUCUGCGUUAUUUGCACUACACCUUGGAAGAGAACGAGAAGAGUUCAUCGACCAACAAAAACUUGGUUACGCCGGUAUUGGCCAUUUUGGUGAAAUGUAUUUCCAGUAAUUCCAUCAUGAGGCGAUAUGUACGUAGUGUAAUACUGCCACCUCUAAGGAAUGUCUACAAACGACCCGAAGAGGGCAAUGAGCUAAGAAAUUAUUUAUGUCGACUCCAGGGAAGUCCUGACCUGGUAGUCCGAAAUCUAACCUAUGAGCUGCUACUAGUUUGUUGCAAAAAGAACCAAAGCCGGCUUAUUAAAUACUUUGGAUACGGCAACAUGGCCGGAUUAUUUGCGAAUGCAGGCUUGAUGGCGGGCCGUAAAGUGGAGACCAACGAAUUCUCAUCGGAAGGAGAGGACAGUGAUACACCGGAGUAUAAUGACAUGAGACAUGCAAUCAAUCCAGUUGUUGGUUGCUAUGUACCACCCACACCAAACCCUCUGGACAAUAUGACCGAGGAGCAAAAAGAAUACGAAGCGGAAAAACUUGUGAAUCUAGUGGACCAAUUACAUCGAGGUGGUAUCAUACAACCGUGUCGCAUAAAUGCCGAGGGCAAGCCCGAACCGGUCGAUCAUAUCUUGGAGCUGCAGGAAGAAUUGCCUAAACAGCACGACCUGCACAAAAACGCCAAAGAAUAAAUUCAUGCGAGAGACGUGAACAAAUCUGGAACUGUUUAUCCAAUACAGCAAUAAUCCUUAUUCAUAUAACAGUCACACAACGUUGCAUACAUACAAGCAUUUGUCCCUGCAACGAGAGAAACAAAUAGGCCAUUCAUUCCAAACUCCAAAAAGUGACUAGAAAGUAGUUGGUCCAACGUAAAUGAAUGUGAAUGAAAGGCGUAAUGUAAAUGUGAAAUGCAAAUAAAAAAGAUGCUGCUUCUUGUAUUUGCUGCUUA
Musca domestica (house fly) is the source of this 2030-nucleotide messenger RNA. It is a transcript of the gene ric8a, whose product is annotated as synembryn. Gene Ontology annotation, molecular function: guanyl-nucleotide exchange factor activity; G-protein alpha-subunit binding. Gene Ontology annotation, cellular component: cytoplasm. Gene Ontology annotation, biological process: G protein-coupled receptor signaling pathway. The coding region runs from base 142 to 1773 and encodes 543 amino acids. The record is from RefSeq and is a predicted model, not a curated record. The transcript has 2 exons. NCBI's taxonomy places the organism in Eukaryota, Metazoa, Arthropoda, Insecta, Diptera, Muscidae.